Molecule: messenger RNA, 5492 nt
Organism: Anguilla anguilla (European eel)
Lineage: Eukaryota; Metazoa; Chordata; Actinopteri; Anguilliformes; Anguillidae
Product: coenzyme Q-binding protein COQ10 homolog A, mitochondrial
Exons: 6
Coding region: 667-1524 (285 amino acids)
Biological process (GO): ubiquinone biosynthetic process; cellular respiration
Cellular component (GO): mitochondrion
Molecular function (GO): ubiquinone binding
Source: RefSeq, a predicted model, not a curated record
UGGGCAAGUGGGUAUGUCGUUCGACCGAAUACCCCCAUGGAACUAUAAAUUAGCUCGUACAUGCGUCGGUCAAUCGAGUAUCCUUGCAUGUAGCUGCAUUGGUCGGACCUCCGUACAGUUGGUGGCAGCAAUAGCAACGCUGUUGUAAGCCUACUGAAGAAGAAGAACUUCUGUGUGUUACAGAACCGGUAUUUGACGGAACGUAAGGUCGGGGUUUCACUGAGGAUUGGGGUAGACAAUAAAGAGGAGGGUGAAAUUCGGGCAGAAAUGCUCGGAAGACACCAAGAAAUAAUUCCCAAACGCUAAGAGGAGGAUCACGACGAUUUGAAGCAAGUUGCGACUUCAGCUUACGUUAUUUGGGCCGGCUAGAAAUGCGGCCUUUUAUGGUCUGUUUUAAAUAGUGUUCUCGUUAAUUGGUUUGCCGUGUCAUUGAAGGUCCCGGUCUUAUUUUGCUGGAAACUGCACUCGAUUUUGCCUCGUACAUGCGAUCACGGUCACAUCAGAGAAGAAGACGAUUGUACUGGUUAAACUGUUGUUUUAGCGCUGGGUAUCGGGUCAUUGUUUUACUUGGCUUUUUCGGUUGUCACGGUUUGCUACGCACUCCUGUGGUUGCUGUGACUGUAGGGUGGCACAUAGCCCCCAGUAACAUUAACAAUAUACAGAGCGAUGGCCAUUUCAGCGAGCCACCGGCGACUGCCCAUGGGUGUGCGGACAUUUAGUGAACUUUUCGAGAUUGCCACCACGGGUUCAAGCAGGUCCUGCUGCAAUGUUGGGUCCAGAGCCAGGCUGAAACAGCCAAUCAGGUACCUGUCCUCCUGUGGCAUCCUGAUGACAAAGACUUCCAGAAUGCUUUGCUACCAAGACUGGGAGACGACAACCAUUCCCGCACGCAGAACCUUCAUUAGCUUCACCAACAAGAGGAAAGAGUACUCGGAGCGCAGAAUACUGGGGUACUCCAUGCUGGAGAUGUACAGCGUGGUUUCCAACGUCGACGACUACAAGCUGUUUGUCCCGUGGUGUAAGAAGUCCCAGACGAUAAUGAAGAGGAGUGGGCACGCCAAAGCGCAGCUGGAAGUGGGGUUCCCCCCCAUCGUGGAACGAUACACGUCCAUGAUCACAAACGUGCGCCCCCACCUCGUCAAGGCCGUGUGUACGGACGGGAAGCUCUUCAACCACCUGGAGACGAUAUGGCGCUUCAGUCCUGGGCUCCCGGGGUACCCCCGCACCUGCACCGUAGACUUCUCUAUCUCCUUCGAGUUCCGCUCGCUGCUGCACUCCCAGCUGGCCACGGUGUUCUUUGACGAGGUGGUGAAGCAGAUGGUGGCGGCGUUCGAGCGGCGCGCCUGCACGCUGUACGGCCCCGAGACCCGCAUCCCGCGCGAGCUCAUGUUCCACGAGCUCCAGCUACUGCAUGUCAUGUUCCAAACGGAUGGACCAAUCGCCUGGGCCCUCUUCAUCCCCCUGUCUUUACACUGGACCCGUUUUCAGCACCGAUUUCAACGAGCGGCGCCUUCUACCUCUUAAACUGGGUCCCCGGUCCACACAUCGCUGUUUUUACACCUGCCACUACGAUCACGAAGUCACUGUGAAUAAUAUCAAAAUCGCCUCGCUUGAUGAAGUGAAUUGUAUCGCCGCCCGCUAAUUAGCGAGAGAUUAGCGAUCAGUUUGAAAAGCUGAAGUGUAGACGGCAGUUCUCCUGAGUUCACAGACUCUGGGCCCCCUGUUGAGGUCUCAUUUUGAAUGUUUGAACUGACAGCUGUGAGCGGUGAAGCCUGAACCCUCAGCGCUGAGGUUCGCUCUGUAAUCUGUGACAUCAUCCCGAUCCACCCAUAUUCCCUUGUCACAAUCCUGGUGUCCAAUCACGCGUGGCGUGGUUCAGUUGGCAGCGUGGCCUCAUCGAUGCUAGUGGAUGGCAUCAACAGCAGAAGGUUGUUUGGUCAGUUUUCGUAUCCCUCCCCAGUUCCGUUUCCCCAUUGCGCACAGCCAUUACGGAGAUACUCUUAUUUCUUAUUUUUAAAACUCCACGCCAUUGCUCUUAGGUCUUGAAUAUCCUCUGAAAUCAAUAGGGACUCAAUAAAUGUAUUAAACAAAAAACUGUUAUUGCUAUUUUCAUAUUCUAGUGCAUUUUGGUUCCGUUUUAUUAAACAGUGAAUUGAAAGCGUUAAGGCUUUUGCUUGAAUGGCGGCAUCGUUUGAAGCCAGUCGGGGUUUGAUAGGUUAUGGUCAAGCAUGUGUUUCUGUGUGUCCCCUCUUUUCUCUGAGGGUUUUCUGUGAGCCACCAUUCAUCUGGGAAAAAUAAUUCUGCACUUUAUUUGUACAAAGGAAAAAUUUGAAGUCUGGCUAAUAAAACAAUAGUCUUUUAGAGGAGGCUGAUUUGUGUAUUCACAUAUUAUAUAUUCAGUGUUCAGUACACAUCCAAUUCUGAAAUGAAUUCAUUCACUCCUUUUAGAUGGUUUUAAAUACAGCUGGCUCUUCGCCAGUCUUUUUGUUCUGUGGUUGGGCAGAGAGCUUGAAGGUGCUUGAGUUUCCUGUUAGUUUAUUUCUUUCAUGAAAAUGUUCUUUUAUCGUAACCAGGCGUACACUAAUCAGCAAAAAUAAAUACUCUGUGGCAGUUAUGUUUUCCACAAACUGAAAAUCUAACUUAGUCUGGGUACAGUACAAGAGAGUGAUUUUUUCAGUUUGACAUUUUCCAAAUGUACCGUUUGAAAAUCAUUAAUUCACCUAUAAAAUCCUUCUAAAUUGAAUUGCUAUUGAGGGACCUUGAGAAGUCUGAAAUUUGCUUUAGAAACACUGUAGGAACCUUGUAGGUUAAGUGCCAGUUCCAGUGAAUUGCUGAAUUUGUACAGGUACCUUCUAGCCUGUGGCUCAUUGAGUUGUGGGUGACACAGGUGUAUGCCCUGACUGAUUGGGUUGUGGGUGAGACAGACGUUUGUCCUCACUGGUUGGGUUGUGGGUGACAUAUGUGUUUGCCCUCACUGGUUGGGUUGUGGGUGACACAGAUGUUUGCCCUCACUGGUUGGGUUGUGGGUGACAUAUGUGUUUGUCCUCACUGGUUGGGUUGUGGGUGACACAGAUGUUUGUCCUCACUGGUUGGGUUGUGGGUGACAGGGGCGUUUGUCCUCACUGGUUGGGUUGUAGUGGAUACAGGUGUCUGCCCUCAUAGGUUGGGUUGUAUGGGACACAGAUGUUUUCCCUCACUGGUUGAGUUGUGGGUGACGCGGGACACAGGUAUUUGCCCUGACUGGUUGAGUUGUGGGUGACGCAGGACACAGGUAUUUGCCCUGACUGGUUGAGUUGUGGGUGACGCGGGACACAGGUAUUUGCCCUGACUGGUUGAGUUGUGGGUGACGCGGGACACAGGUAUUUGCCCUCACUGGUUGAGUUGUGGGUGACGCGGGACACAGGUAUUUGCCCUGACUGGUUGAGUUGUGGGUGACGCGGGACACAGGUAUUUGCCCUCACUGGUUGAGUUGUGGGUGACGCGGGACACAGGUAUUUGCCCUGACUGGUUGAGUUGUGGGUGACACGGGACACAGGUAUUUGCCCUGACUGGUUGAGUUGUGGGUGACGCGGGACACAGGUAUUUGCCCUGACUGGUUGAGUUGUGGGUGACGCGGGACACAGGUAUUUGCGCUGACUGGUUGAGUUGUGGGUGACGCGGGACACAGGUAUUUGCCCUGACUGGUUGAAGCCAAGUGGGUGUAGAACAGCUGCUGUUAGCCUAGAUAUUUAACAUUCCAGAGUAGUUUGAAAUAGAUCUGGUCUGUGUGGUACUUUUUUUUCUUUCUAAUUGGGAUGGACGCCUAGUUUUGUGUCAUUUCAUUUCAGCCAGCCUAAGCUCCAAGCAGCCGCUCUGCUAACCUUCUGCCAGAACCGUUCCAGCUCACAUUUUUUCUCUAUCAAACCUCACAAGUUUCCACCGUUACUGCAAGGGUAGCAGGUGGUGUUCGUAAGAAACAUUUGUGGAAAAACUGUGACUGGUGGAACUUGGCCCUGAAUUCACAGGGCCCAUAAAGCCUUUAUAACGUCUCUGAGCUUUCUUCAUUGGUCAUGCACAAGCACCCAAGGACAGAAAUGGGUGUGACGCUUACAUCUCCCUUGACUUUGGUUACUGAAUAGACACUAAAAUCCACUUUUAAAAGCUAUUUAAAUAGUUAGAAUCUCAGAAUUGCUACUCUUCGGCCUGUGGCUGUUGUGACUGCUGUAACCCUCAGCCUGUCAACAGCACUGAGUUUUCACUUUUAAUGAGUGGGUUGUGUGUGUGUGUUUUUACCUGAAAGCUGAUGUCUUUUGAUGUCUUCUGGUGUCUUCCUGUUUCCAGGCAGCUCAGCAGACAUUCUGCACACGCACACCUUGCACAAGCCUCACUGCACCAAUCAAAUCACGGAAAAGGAAGCUCACUACAGCCUGCGCCGUUAGGCCUCCGGGCACUCUCGUGGCAGAGCAGCUUAGCGCUGGUUUCUGUCAGGUCGAUAUUUCAGAAGCCCCAUGGAAAGGCCCUGAUCACAGUAAUUCACACAUUUGGUCAGUGAUUUUUAGGGCCUAAUGUGUGAUUUAUUAUCCCAGAAGGAGGCCAAUUGGGCUGAGGCGUGGGGGAGAAAAGACGUUGAUUUGUCACCCAGGAAUAAAAUGGCGAUAUCUAAUCAGAUAAUCUCUUUCGAACAAAUGAUCAGUCGGCGUUACAAAAGGCUUUGUGAUCACCGUCGCUGUCUCUUUCCAAACGGCAGGUAUUUGUCUGAAUGUGCUGACGAUGAUCUUCCAGCUGUCUAAUUUAGUCUCGGUUUCUGCAAGAGCGCGAGAGCUCGGAUAUCUGGCACUGGGGAAAUGCGGGGCUGCAUCACAGUGCCGAUUCAGCCUGACCUGGUGUUUCUUUAAUCAGGCUUGGGGCCUUGUGAUUGGUGGAUCCCAACACAUAGAUUUGUCGCUUGCAGUGACAGGCUAAAGAAUCAUCAUGUUGCUCUUGAUCCUCUGUCAAGCAUUAUUUAAUGAAUGUUCCGGAUAAAAAGAACUGGGUAGAACAGUCUAUGACCUGCACAAAGCCUUCCUGAGUACCGCAUGAUCUCUCAAAAGGGUGUAGAGUGUCAACAUGUAUGUCAUAAAUUAUGUUCUGUUAAGGUGGCAUGGUUUAUGAUUUGGUUGGUAAUGUGGGAGAUGUUACGAUAGCGUUGUCUGAUGACAUAUGGGCUUAUAACCGUUGCUGUAGUGCUCAUUACGGUCUAACGUAGGCCUAAUGAAGGCCACAUGCAGUUCUUAUGUAUGAGCCUUUGUAGGAAAUUAGGUGAAUUUCUCACAGAACUGGAACAGUUUGCAAAAACCAUAUUUUAGCCUGAAUUGAUGCAAUCAGAGAGGAGGAUCUUAAUGAGCAUAAUGGAUGUAGUUACGGUACCCAGUCUAAGUCUGAACCAUUGAAAAGACUUUAGGAAAGGCUUUUGGGCUGAACUGAGUGGCUGUUCCAGUGGAUGUGGAUGGGCCCCACGGUCUGGUAUUGAAUCU